GCGCGGGACGCGGCUCACCCUGCGCCCAUAGCGCCUGCAGUCUGCAAGCAUGCGAAGUUCAAGGGGUACCUCCAGGCCUACGUCAACACCCUGCCGCUCCAGGACAUGGCUCCUCCCGACCAGUACGCGAUGCACACGGUUGCCAUGCAGGCGGCGGCGAAGGACACGCAGAAUUUUCUCCUCCGCAACCAUGGCCGGUCCCAAGAGUCGCUGGCGAUGAUCUUCCGCCAAAUGGGCCGUGCUGUUCAUCGCAAUUGGCGUGGGCUGGCUUGCACAUUGAUGGCCAACCAUGUGUGGACGAGGGAUUUUAUCUCUGUGGUGGAGGGCCGGGUCAGCAUCGUAGACCACGCCCGCUUCCAGAUGGAGUUUGACCUGGCCCAACGACGGGCUGGCGCACACCGCCGUCGUGCCUUGGAACGUUCCGAGGCGGCCGAGACCCAGGCUGAGUUACGUAAGCGGCUGCAGGGCCAGCAACGAGCCCAUCGGCGUCGAUCUAAGCUUUGGGCCCCGUCCGGGUCUCGAAAGUACCUCAUAGGGCUGGUGAAGGAGGACGGGGAGGUGGCGGGCACCCUUGAAGAGAUCAACGUGGGCCUGGCGUCCUUCUGGGGCUCAGUAUUCUGCCCUGCGAACCACCCGGACACCGCGCGCAAGAUGGCGAUGCGGGAGAAAUAUGUCUCGAAGUUCGCCCUGCCCCAGGCGCCGUGGGACAUGUGGGGGCCCCCGCAGACACAGGACUUGCGGCGAGUCCUUCGCGUUGCCAAGGUUGCGAUGCCCGGGCCUGACGGUCUGCCAGCUUGCGCCUGGCUUCAAAACGAAAUUGGCCCCAGUAUUUUCAAGGCCUCCCUGAACUGGAUGGCGUCGGGGCUGCCCAUGAGAUCCGAUUUCAACGACUCCAUCGGCGUGUACCCCCCGAAGGGUGAGCUCCCGACGGACGGCGAGGGCGUAGUGCGGGAAGCAGGCAAGACACGCCCCCUGGCUCUUCGCAGUACCGGGGCGAAGGCGAUCUCGGCGGCGAUCAACACGAAAUUGAAGCGAG
This is a messenger RNA of Prorocentrum cordatum, 1036 nucleotides long. NCBI's taxonomy places the organism in Eukaryota, Dinophyceae, Prorocentrales, Prorocentraceae. The record is from the annotation of a GenBank genome assembly.